GAGGGGAGCGGUAGCCACAGCAGCGAGUGACAGCCAGUGCACAUGGCUGGGGACACCGGGAUGGCCGGGAAGGUGGCGCUGCUCCUGUGGGCCCAGAUCCUCAGCCUCACUGUUGCUCAGACCACCCACCUCUAUGUGGAGCCCCCCUGGAGGCCGGCGGUGCUGUGGGACCGGGUGACACUGACCUGCCAGGGCUUGGGGACCGCUGGUGCCACCACCUGGUACAGGGAUGGUCAGCGAUGGGAGCAGAAGGGAAGUUACAGCCUCACUGUCACCCAGAAAGGCACCUACACCUGUGACAGAUCUGGCACUGAGCAGAGCCCCCCCGUGAGUGUCUCAGAUGAAUGGUUGGUGCUGCAGGUGCCAGCGCGGGUGCUGCUGGAGGGGGACACGGUGACACUGCGCUGCCGGAGCUGGUGGAACAAAACGCUCACAAGCGUGUACUUCAACCAUGAAGAGAAGUAUCUGAAGGGGCCCAAGGAUGGGACUGAGCUGUCCCUGUCCCCCCUGCAGCUGAGCCACAGCGGCCACUACCGCUGCCAGGGCUAUGUGGGCUAUGGCGUGUCAGUGUGGAGGAAGUCAGAGUGGGUGAGAGUGAAAGUGCACAGUGAGUGCAGGGAUGGGGACAGGGAAGCCUGACAUCCUCCAAGGGUUUCCCCAG
Messenger RNA from Passer montanus (Eurasian tree sparrow), 661 nucleotides. RefSeq names its product low affinity immunoglobulin gamma Fc region receptor II-like. The coding region runs from base 43 to 639 and encodes 198 amino acids. Lineage: Eukaryota; Metazoa; Chordata; Aves; Passeriformes; Passeridae. Gene Ontology annotation, molecular function: transmembrane signaling receptor activity. The record is from RefSeq and is a predicted model, not a curated record. Gene Ontology annotation, biological process: cell surface receptor signaling pathway. The transcript is spliced from 4 exons.